Molecule: messenger RNA, 2518 nt
Organism: Limanda limanda (common dab)
Lineage: Eukaryota; Metazoa; Chordata; Actinopteri; Pleuronectiformes; Pleuronectidae
Gene: ttc19
Product: tetratricopeptide repeat domain 19
Exons: 11
Coding region: 1-1149 (382 amino acids)
Biological process (GO): mitochondrial respiratory chain complex III assembly
Cellular component (GO): mitochondrial inner membrane
Molecular function (GO): protein binding
Source: RefSeq, a predicted model, not a curated record
AUGGCGGCCUCCUGUGUGCGUCGCGCUGUGGUUCUGACCCUGGUCAGGUCCAGAUGUUCAGCAGCUGCAGGCAGCAGCAGCUGUGUGGCAGGAAAACGCUCGGCCUUCUGGGUAAACAUAAACAACUCUGAGGGAAGAGGAGGAGGAGGAGAAGGAGGAGGAGGAAGAGGAGGAAGAGGAGGAGCUGCAGCUCUGUGGGCAACAGUCGCUUUCUCUCUGUUCAGGUCUGAUGAAGACAAACGAGAUGAAGCUCAGAGAAAAGAGGAUGAGAUAAUUCUGCUGCUGAAGAAAGCCAAGCUCAGUGUGAUUCGGGAGCAGCUCCCAGCGGCCUCAGGUUUCCUCCAUCAGGCCGUCGCUCUCGCUCAUCAGACAGGAAACAAGCAGGCCCUCAUCUACACCUACAUCCUGAUGGCGAACCUGGCCUACGUGCAGGGUCAGCUAGACAACGCAGAAAAACUGUUCAAAGCAGCGAUGAGCAUCAUGUUGUCAGGAGGAACGCCACAGGACGACAACGGCUUCAUCGAGAUGUCUCUGAAGCUCGCCUCCAUCUACGCUGAGCAGAACAAGGCGGAGCUUGCUGAACACGGCUUCAGGUUCUGUUCAGAGUCUCUUGAGGCCAAACUGCAGAAAACCACGGAGCUGAAAGCAGAGGAACCGACAGAGGAGGAGGAGGAGCUGAGAAAAGAGACCCGCCUGCUGCUCGGACUCUGUCUGGACUCUCGAGCUCGAUACCGAGCGUCAACGUGGCGCCUGGAGCCGGCGAGGCGGGACUACGAGGAGGCACUGACCAUCUGCCGCCAGGAGCAGGGGGAGACACACCCACAGACUCUGGUGCUGAUGAGCGACCUGGGCACCAUCCUGGAUCUGCAGGGUCGUCAUGACGACGCCCUGGCGGUGGUCCAGCAGGCCGUGGAUCUGAGCCGGUCUGCGGGACACCCGGACCAACACGUCCUGCUGGGAAACAUGGCCGGCAUCCUGCUGCACAAAGGGCAGCUGGACGACUCGGUGCGGAUCUACCAGGAGGCUCUAGGUCUGGCCCGGCAGGCCGGAGACCAGGAGGCCGUGGACAAGAUCCAGGAGGGACUGAAGGAGGUGAAGAAGAAGAGGGAGCAGGGGACAAAGGAGGAGCAGGACGCUGCAGAGGACUGACGUCUCAGGGUGUCCAAAGGCAGACUGGAGGGUCCAGCAUGUUAGUGACCCUUUGACCUUUCCAAAGAACGUCCUCACACUGUUGUCUCUGUCCCCAGAGGAUGAACCCUCCCAUGAACACCAGGGCCCUGGACUGUGAAGCAGGAUUUGUGGAUAUCGGGAAAUUUCAGGAUUAAUUCCUCUGAGGAGCUUCUGAAAGAUCUAGAUUCUCCUCAGAGGAUGAACCUCUGUCAGCUGCUGGAGCCCAACAGAACCAGCCUGACCCGUAAAGUGCUCCCAGUCCCACAGAACCAGCCUGACCAGUAAAGUGCUCCCAGUCCCACAGAACCAGCCUGACCCGUAAAGUGCUCCCAGUCCCACAGAACCAGCCUGACCCGUAAAGUGCUCCCAGUCCCACAGAACCAGCCUGACCCGUAAAGUGCUCCCAGUCCCACAGAACCAGCCUGACCCGUAAAGUGCUCCCAGUCCCACAGAACCAGCCUGACCCGUAAAGUGCUCCCAGUCCCACAGAACCAGCCUGACCCGUAAAGUGCUCCCAGUCCCACAGAACCAGUCUGACCCGUAAAGUGCUCCCAGUCCCACAGAACCAGCCUGACCCGUAAAGUGCUCCCAGUCCCACAGAACCAGCCUGACCCGUAAAGUGCUCCCAGUCCCACAGAACCAGCCUGACCCGUAAAGUGCUCCCAGUCCCACAGAACCAGCCUGACCCGUAAAGUGCUCCCAGUCCCACAGACUGCAGCUGCUUCACUGGCUGAUGAAAGAAACUCAAUCUACAUUUAACACAUUAAACUCUUUUCCUUUAGUCUCUGUUGUUCUUUGUGUUUUUCUACUUAUGUUCAUUUAGAAUCUGACUUGUUUUCAAACCUCAUUGUUCGUGUGUGAACUGAUAUCACAAUACAGUAGAGAUAGUGUUGUACCUGUUGUGUUGUAAAGAUAUGAAGAUCAGUCGACUUGCUUCUUUACAGUGUUUUAUUUCCUGCAGUUCAGCUUGUAGCCACCAGGGUUUCACCUGAAAGACUCAAACUGUCAGACUCAUAAUGAGAAUUCAUGUAAACGACGCGUGAUGGAAACAGAUGAGAUCAGAUUCAGAUCUGCUCUGGGUCACGAACAGUUGGACUAUAACAACAAUCCCAGAUGUUUUACCAGAUGUUCUUCCUGCAUUUAGCAGCUGGAACUGUUUCUUUGAUUCUGGAUGUUUGUCCCCCCCCCCCUCAGUGAACUGAACAGAUGAAACCAGCAUCAUGUGACCACUCAGCCUGAUUGUUAGAGUUCAGCUGGAUCCCUGGAGGAGAUCUCCCUCGGGGGGGCAGGCCCCAGGUUCAUGUUUCAGGACUGUGAGUUUCUGUCUGAUUAAAACGUCUUCAAUGUC